Molecule: messenger RNA, 186 nt
Organism: Penicillium chermesinum
Lineage: Eukaryota; Fungi; Ascomycota; Eurotiomycetes; Eurotiales; Aspergillaceae
Exons: 2
Coding region: 1-186 (61 amino acids)
Source: RefSeq, a predicted model, not a curated record
AUGAACCCGGCUUUCUCAGAGCCUGUCUUGAUCAAGUAUGUCAGUGCUAUUGAAGAUCUUCAAAAGUCCACUAAUACGAGAUGGCAGCGAUAUCUCCCCGAGUGGCGUGGCUACUUGGAGCGGAAGUUCAAUUUGACAUUUUCCGACAUGUACCUUGUUUCUCGCUACAUGGAAUUGAAGCUCUAA